Lotus japonicus is the source of this 1667-nucleotide messenger RNA. RefSeq names its product shewanella-like protein phosphatase 1. The record is from RefSeq and is a predicted model, not a curated record. Gene Ontology annotation, molecular function: hydrolase activity. NCBI's taxonomy places the organism in Eukaryota, Viridiplantae, Streptophyta, Magnoliopsida, Fabales, Fabaceae. The transcript has 10 exons. The coding region runs from base 150 to 1337 and encodes 395 amino acids.
GAAUCACCAAACAGAUAUGCUAAAUGCUUGGCUGAGGAGCUUUGUCUGAAUUUUGUGUUUAAAAACUGUACACACCUCCUUUUUCUGGUUUCAUUUCAUUCAGAGUAAUGGGAACAUAAAUACAUAACUGCACAUGUUCUUCCCAUCCCAUGGCUUCCCUCUGUUUGAACUCAUUACCACUGUCACCAUCUUCUCAUCCUCGCAAGCUCAAUGAAUCCUCUGUUUCUUGUUCUUCUUCUUUGCUUCUUGAUAACAACAAUAAUCAUAGCACAGCAGGUUCCUUGAAACCUAUAGUUGUCAGUGGAAACCCCCCAACUUUUGUUUCUGCGCCUGGUCGCAGAAUCAUUGCUGUUGGAGAUCUACAUGGAGAUCUUCAUCAAGCUAGAUCUGCACUUGAAAUGGCUGGUGUAUUGAGCUCCGAUGGUCAAGACUUAUGGACUGGUGAAGAAACUGUAUUGAUUCAACUUGGAGAUAUAUUAGAUCGAGGUGAAGAUGAAAUUGCUAUCUUGUCUUUGCUGCGAUCAUUGGAAAAACAGGCAAAAGCAAAAGGUGGAGCUGUGUUUCAGGUAAAUGGAAACCAUGAGACCAUGAAUGUGGAAGGGGAUUUCAGAUAUGUUGAAUCUGGGGGAUUUGAUGAGUGUAAUGAUUUCUUGGAAUAUAUAAAUGAUUCUGGAGAUGACUGGGAAGAGACUUUUACUGGUUGGGUUGAUGUUUCAGAAAGGUGGAAAGAAGAACGAAAAAUGUCAGCAAGUUAUUGGGGACCUUGGAAUUUGGUGAAGAGACAGAAGGGAGUCAUUGCCAGAUCAGUCCUCUUUAGGCCAAGUGGGCCACUGGCUUGCGAACUCGCAAGGCAUGCCGUUGUACUUAAGGUCAAUGACUGGGUCUUCUGUCAUGGUGGCCUUCUUCCUCACCAUGUUGCAUAUGGCAUAGAGAGGAUGAAUAAAGAAGUGUCUGAGUGGAUGAGAGGCGUCGGUAAGGAUGACAAUACUCUCAAUAUCCCUUUCAUUGCCACUAGGGGUUAUGACAGUGUUGUUUGGAAUCGUUUGUACUCAAGAGACGCACCGGAUUUUGUGGACUAUCAGGCUAAACAGGCAUGUUCCAUUCUUGAGGAGACACUGCAAGCAGUUGGCGCUAAGGCAAUGGUGGUUGGGCAUACUCCUCAAACUAUAGGUGUAAAUUGUAAAUACAAUUGUAGCAUAUGGCGCAUAGAUGUCGGAAUGUCCAGCGGAGUUCUUAAUUCAAGACCAGAGGUUCUAGAAAUUAUAGACGAUAAAGCAAGAGUUAUAAAGAGUAAAAGGGACAGAGGCAGUGAACUUCAGGCAGCUGCAUAUACUUAAGAGACAAAAAAUGAUAUGACAGGAAUUGUGAGCAUUCAGUUCAGAAGUCCAACAUUGGGAAAUUCAUUCGAUUACAUUGACCUAUUCUAGUCACUUAUUAGUUGUUUGCUUCACAUUGAACUUGUGAAGACUAGAACAGUGCACCAGUUUUGGCAAAAAGGAGCUUGUGUUACAUCAUUUUGGUGAUCAUACAACUUCUGGGCCUAUCUAUGUACUGAAAGAAAACAUUAGAUCAAUAUAGUUAUUGUAAAAAAAUAAAAAGGUGCUCAGUUCUAAGAAAGUACUAAAAAUUUGUUCAUAAUAUUGAGUUUGUUGGUUCAAUAUCCUUAA